AUGGACUUUGAACAGCAAUUGGAAAAGGCCGAAAAGCUUUCGGAGCCAUCGCUUGUGGGAGCUUCGUUGCGUUCUGCCGACGAUUCCGCCCACAACAACUACAUCCACCCGGAAAAGUACAAGAGCAAGAAGCCCAGCAAGCCCAAAAAGGGGUCCAAGAAGUCGAUUGCCGCCUCCUUGGACGAUCUCAUCAGCGAGGGCGCCUUGUUGGGGUCGGAAGAGGACUUCGAGAAGUUUCUCGACGACGAGGGCCACGUCAAGGACAACGCCAAGUACACCCAGCAGGCCAAGCCAGAACUGGACGAGCAGGCCUUAAAAGAAAAGGAAUCUUCGGAGCAGGUGUUAGCCACCAAAGACGCCGUCCCAGAGUCGCCCCUCAAGUACGAAUCGCACGCUGCUGACCCCGUCGUUGAAGCCAAGCCAAGCUUGGACCCAAACCCUUUGAAGUCCAAGGCCUCUGCAUUCUACAAGCAGGAAGAUUAUUCGACUCCGAACUUGUCGGAGUACCAAUUGGAGCACCAGAUCAAGGACCACCAUGACUUGUUGUCUUCGAUCCAGUCGUACGACCCCCACAAGUUGCCCAAGUCCGUGGAUGGUCUUUCCAUCAACGACUCCAAACAGGCCGAAAAGAGCGCCUCCAGUGUCUCCUCUAAGUCUGUGGAUCGUGACGCGUCCGAGCCAGCUGCGACCACUUUGAGCACUUCCGACAGUAUCCACACUCCUUACUUUCACACCGAAAGAGCCAGAUCGAGAUCAAGAUCCGCCAACCCAUCCCGCAAGGACGAAAGAUCCAGAUCCAGAUCGGCUGUCAAGCCACAUUUGGCCCGUGGAGACUCUUACAAAAACACCCACGUCGAUGAACCCUCAAAGUAUGAGUUGCCUGCCGAUUUAGCCAGAGCAACCGACUUCAAUGAAGAGGAGGAGGAAGACGACGGUGAUAGAAGAACCAGACAAUCCAAGCCUACUAUGGGUGAGUCUAUUGCCAAGGCUGAGGCCGAGGCUGUAGCCAGCGGUCAGUAUAAGGAAAAGGCAUUCAAGUUGGACGAGAGUUUCGCCAGAGAUACUUCUUUGGUCACCACUGGUGACUACACCAAUUUCAAUGUCGAUAACCCUUCCAAUGAAUUCAAAGCUUCCGACAGAUUGUAUGCAACUAGAUCGGAAUCGUCCACCAACUACUUGAGAUCGAUUUCCAGAUCCAGAUCAAGAGCCAGACCAAUCGACCACAGUCAUGAAAAUGAAAAGAACGAUGCCAACCCUGAGGAAUUGGUCAGAGAAGGUGCCCUUGUUACUGAUGACCCCUACACUACCAUUGAUCAUUUAGAUACCAUGGUGGAAGAAGUGUUGCACCCACGCUCUGAAGAACUCAAAAAGUCCACUUCGGAGCAAAAAAAAAACGUCAAUUUUGAAACACGUGAACCAAUCAAGCUGAAUGAUAAGGAAGACGCAAGUUCGUCGGAGAAGAAGAGUAAAGCAGUGAAAGAAGACAAAAAAGAUGAUUCCGACACAAAUGCAGAAUUGAAUGAAAUUGAGAUCCCAAAAGAGGCAGUUCCAGAAGACAAGAGUGAAGGUUCUGGACCCACUAUAACUGCUGCUGAUAUUAAAGUGAAGUCAGAGGAUUUGCCUGAAGAGGAAGAUGUUGUAUUGAAUGAACCCGAAAUUGAAGAGGUCAAGAAGGAAGAUAUUACCGACUUGGCUGCUGAGAAAAUCAAGGAAUCUGAGGUAGAACCAACUAAAGAAGUCAAAGGUUCUGAAGCAGCAACUGCCGCUGCUACUGCAGCCACUGCUUCUGAUGACUUCGAUGAUCUCGAUGUCUCGCCAGAGGAGCUUAGAAAACAUCUUGAAUCUCAGCCAAUUUACCUUUACACUUCUUUGGCUGGAGGAAUGCAAAUUGUGCCAAGAACGAAUAGGCUUGUGACCAUCUUACAGGCCAAUGGCAUCAAAUUUGAGUACCGUGAUUUGGGAACAGAUGAGGAGGCAAAGAAGAUCUGGAGAAGACAAGCUGCUGGCAAGCCUCUUCCAGGGAUUGUCAGAGGAGAUGAUUUCAUUGGAAACUUUAAGGAUAUCGAUGAAGCAAAUGAGGAGUAUAAGCUUCGGGAGCUACUUUAUGAAACUUUGUGA
Messenger RNA from Suhomyces tanzawaensis NRRL Y-17324, 2118 nucleotides. RefSeq lists its product as uncharacterized. The transcript has 2 exons. Lineage: Eukaryota; Fungi; Ascomycota; Pichiomycetes; Serinales; Debaryomycetaceae. Bases 1 to 2118 code for a protein of 705 amino acids. The record is from RefSeq and is a predicted model, not a curated record.